Vespula vulgaris is the source of this 3436-nucleotide messenger RNA. Its product is annotated as TWiK family of potassium channels protein 18-like. Gene Ontology annotation, cellular component: membrane. NCBI's taxonomy places the organism in Eukaryota, Metazoa, Arthropoda, Insecta, Hymenoptera, Vespidae. Gene Ontology annotation, biological process: potassium ion transmembrane transport; stabilization of membrane potential. The transcript has a single exon. Bases 618 to 1712 code for a protein of 364 amino acids. Gene Ontology annotation, molecular function: potassium ion leak channel activity. The record is from RefSeq and is a predicted model, not a curated record.
AAAAAAGAGCGAUUAAGUAAAACAUCGAAGAACAGACGUACGCUCGAUAAUAAAUAAACGAUAUCGCCGAUGAUUUAUGAAUCACGAUCUUGUGUUAUUUAUCGAUUACUAAUUAACGAACUUCGAGGACGGAUUCAAACUAAUCAAAUAAUAAAAUGACAGUAGAAAGAUAGAUGAGUAAGGAAUUUUGCACGAAUAAGGAAUAAGAACAAAUUUUAUUUUUUCUUUUUCCUUUUUUUUCCUACCGAUAAGAAAGCUCUCUCUCUCUCUCUCUCUCUCUGUUCUUCUCCUUCUCCUUCUAAUAUCCAAGAGAACACUAAGUUGAGAUAAAGUGGAGUCAGAUAUAGUAUGCGAAAGAUUUCGAGCAAAAAACAAAGAGAAAACGAAGAGAAGAGAAGAGAAGAGAAGAGAGAAAGACGGAUGCUGUAUACAUGUAUAAAUGUAUAUAUAUCUACGUGCUUAUAUACAUGUAUCCAUAUACGAGAGAGAGACAGAGAAAGAGAGAGAGAAGGAGAGAGAAAGAGAGAGAAACGAAGAGACGAAGAAGAGGCGCGUUCCGAACGAAAAUAGAAAAGCGGUUUAGGAAAGUCGUUUAGUGUCAGCCAGGGUGGAGUUCCAUGUGGUUCCCCACGAUAUCGUAUCUCUCGUACUUUUUUGAUUACUCCAGGUCCGUUGAUCGUGAUAAAAUAAUGGUUCGUCCGACGGUAAGAUCGUCCCUUAGAAGUCGUGAUUCUUCGUCGACGUCUACAGGACCAGACGCGAGAGAACGAAUAAAGGAUUGUUGUCGUAAGUUGGUCGCUUUUAUGUGUACUCAAGUCGGCGUAGGUGGACUAGUCGUCGGCUAUUCCAUAGUGGGUGCUUUUGGUUUCAUAAUGAUCGAGAAACAGAACAGUAUCGUCGAUCCGGACUGUUAUCGUUAUCCCAUUCAAAGGAUGUACGCCGAUAUUCUUUGGUAUAGAACUGCGGGCGACCAAACGGUAAAUAUUUUCAACAGGACAGCUUUCUUCGUGGUAUCGAACAAUAUUCUUAGGGAACUUCAGGAAAAUUUUACUGCUGCCUACUUGAAAAAAAGUUGUAACAUCGGUAUGACCUCGUCCGAGCAAUGGUCCUUCCCCGCGGCUCUCAUGUUUUGUCUGUCGAUAUUCACCAUGAUCGGAUAUGGAAAUUUGGUACCUAGAACACCGUGGGGCAAAGGUGCCACCGUCAUGUACGCCGUAUUGGGAAUUCCCCUGUACGUUUUAUAUUUUUUAAACAUGGGAAAAAUCUUGGCGCAAACGUUCAGGUGGCUCUACACAAAUUUACACGAGUGUACGGGACAGAGAAAACCCGGGCAAAGGAUUACCGUACCCUCUACCGCUUGUCUUUGGGUUAUCUUUGGAUAUGUCCUAGUUGGAUCGAUCAUGUUCGCCCAAUGGGAGGGCUGGGAUCUUCUCGACAGCACUUAUUUUUGCGUGACCUCACUCUGUAAGAUCGGUAUGGGAGAUUUUAUACCUGGAUGGACGCUCGGUGAAUCCACGGAGAGCAGUCAUACCAAAUUGGUCAUCAAUUUCGUCUAUCUUCUUCUUGGCAUGGGACUGAUCGCCAUGUGUUAUAAUCUUAUGAAAGAGGACGUUUACGUGAAAGCGAGGGAACUAAAGGAGCAGCUCGAUCACGCGAUGGACGCGGCUCAUCAUCAGAUGAUUACGUGCUGCCGAUCGAAAAGUUUAGUCUGAGUUCUCUCCUCGUUCGACAAACUUUCGUGACUCUUAAGAUCCUCUUAUCAUGAAUGGAUCUUGUCUCGAAUUACAAAUCAAGAUAAUUUCUUGAUAAUACCAUGUCAUUUUGUAACAUUUUCUUUUUCCUUUUCUUUUCUUUUCUUUUCUUUUCUUCCUUUUUUUUCCUUUUCUUUCUUCUUUUCUUUUUCUUUGUCCUUUAACCGAGAACAAUUUCAUAUAUCCGAAUCGUUAUUUAUCAAUAUUAAAUCGAACUCUAUUUGCUUAAUAGAAUUCCAUGAUGAUCUGUGUCAACGAUACUGUCAACGAUAGAACGGAUUUAUCGUCAUUGAAAAGCCGUUGGCACGUAUUAGAAAAAGCACAUGAUACACGUGGGAAGGAAAAUAUACAUAACUGAUAAUCGCGCCUCUGUGACUAUAAAUUAUAUACCACAUUCCAUGCUAAAUAUUUAUAUACGUUUGCGAAAUAUUUUAAUGGUUUCUUUCAAAGAGAGAAAAAAAAAAUACAACUCUUGAAAAGCUAUGACUCAUACGACUACGUUUAUAGAUUUAUGAGAAUUUACACUUGACAACGUUAUACGAAAAUUAUUCGACGAUUAAAUGCCUGAAAUAAUAUUCACGCGUUAUUCAAUAAGAAUUUCUUUGAAUAUAAUUAAUAAAAAUAAUGAUACGAAAAAAUGUUCUUUUUGUUUUUAUUUUUGUUUCUUUUUUAAGCAAUCUCCUAGAGUUAUCAGACGAGAGUUCCUUUUUUACGAUUACCGAGCGAGAAAUGUAUCGUUUCUAUUUUCCAUCCGUCGAUAUUGCAGGUUUCUGUACAGUCGCGUAGCAUGUACCGGUAAGUAAUUUUCUACGCAUCAACAGUCGAUAAUGUCUCUCCAGCAUCUUUCGAUAAUUGAGCUUGAAAGGUAAACAAAAAUUAACUGAUGCUAAAGAUAAUGUUAAAGUGUCUUAACAAAAAAAUAAAUACGUUUAAAAUAAGAAGAUCUAUAAAAUAUUAAUCAAAGAGUUUCGAACAAUUACGAUCGAUGAAAAUCAUUUAACUUGACCGUAUAUCCAAAUAAAAAUGAUUAAAAAUAAUGACAAAGCUCGAUAGGGGUGAAUGAUCUGGGGAAGGAAUGGAAUAGGUUAAAGAUUAUCGCUUUUGUCAGGUUCGUAAAUUUUAUGGAUAGAAAAUUAGUCGUUUCUCGGGACGUUAAAUUCUCUGCGGUCUGUUGGUUUGCGACGAAAGUCUAUCGUUUGGCAGCCCUCCUGAAUUCUUAAAAUUUGCGAGCGAUGUUUUUCGAAGUUUCUAGAGCAAUUUGUCGGUCCGGUCUCCUUCACUUGGCACCUGAACACACAAACGGACUGCAGUUCUCGACGAUUUGUCGAAUCACUGCAGAAACUAUGCUUCCCUCGAGUCCUCUUUUCGAUUUCAGGUUGCCCAUACAUCCGCGUACGUGCGAACUGCAAAGAUCUCUCCCAUAAUGUUCAUAGUGAAAAAAAAAAGAAACGAAAAAAAAAUAAAGGAAAAAAAAAAGAAAAAAGAAAGAAGGGUGUUGAAAGGAAGAAGAAAGGGGACCGACAAAUUUCUAAAAACUAAAUCGUGAAAACUUGUAAUACAUGCCGAUUAUAAAAUCAUUCUCGAUUUUUAAUAAAAUUGAUUAUCUUCUUUCUACGUUCGGCUUACUUUGAUAUACCUACUCAAAGUUAUCCCUCUUCGCGGUUACGUUCUUGAGCUACCAUGAG